Euleptes europaea (tarantolino) is the source of this 845-nucleotide messenger RNA. It is a transcript of the gene CD79A, whose product is annotated as CD79a molecule. Bases 1 to 819 code for a protein of 272 amino acids. NCBI's taxonomy places the organism in Eukaryota, Metazoa, Chordata, Lepidosauria, Squamata, Sphaerodactylidae. The record is from RefSeq and is a predicted model, not a curated record. The transcript is spliced from 5 exons. Gene Ontology annotation, biological process: B cell differentiation; B cell receptor signaling pathway. Gene Ontology annotation, cellular component: membrane; B cell receptor complex; external side of plasma membrane. Gene Ontology annotation, molecular function: transmembrane signaling receptor activity.
AUGGAAGGUGGCCCGCAAAGGUUAUAUUCCUUGCUCCUCCUGGGGCUCUUUGCAUGUCACUUUUGUGGCGCGCAGGACCCAACAAAUGGAGAGCCAUUCAACGCCUCAGAGCAAGAGGAAAAAACUGCAGCAACCACCAAUACAAAGCUUGUGUCUGAGGGCUCCGGACCAGCUUCACAAGCUAAAACAAUGAGCCAAACCCGUAAUUCUGUAAACGUGCAAGCCGGACCUCCCUCUCUCUUAACCUUGGAAGGGCAUCCGGCCUCCCUGGAGUGCAAAUUCACAGCCCCUGAGAAUGCUAACGUCUCUUGGAGAAAAUCCUGUGCCCCCAACUGCAGCCAGACCUUUCAUUUCCCCAGCAACAACUCAAACUUUAACUUGGAAGUAACAAAAGGAGGUUCAAAACUCACCUUCCAUCGGGCCAAGACCAGAGAUUCUGGCAUGUACUACUGCGUCGUGACUGCCUCUGAUAACAACGGCCAGUCGUGUGGCACGUACCUCUGGGUUCGGAGGCCUCGCCCCACCUCCUUCCUGAAUAUAAGAGAAUCCAUCAAAAACAAGAUCAUCACAGCUGAGGGCUUCCUCCUACUCAUCUGUGCCAUUGGGCCGGGCCUUUUUCUGCUGUUGAGGAAGAGAUGGGAAAAUGAGAGCCUGCUGCAGGCCAAGAAGAAAUAUGAAGAGGAGAACCUCUAUGAGGGACUGAAUCUGGACGAGUGCUCCAUGUAUGAGGAUAUCUCACGAGGGCUGCAAGCCACCUACCAAGACAUAGGCAACGUCAAAGUGAUUGAUCUGCAGCUGGAAAAGCCAGAGAAACCAUGAUACAUUUGCCUUGUGUUCUAUUUUCA